This is a messenger RNA of Rubroshorea leprosula, 3916 nucleotides long. The record is from the annotation of a GenBank genome assembly. Lineage: Eukaryota; Viridiplantae; Streptophyta; Magnoliopsida; Malvales; Dipterocarpaceae.
AAGACAAUGAAAAUCUUGAUCCUUCUCAUGAACUAACAAAUGCUAAGAGAGGAAAAACCAAAGCUGCAACCAAAUCAAGAGACAGAAACCAUUAAUCUGGGUACUGAAGAUGACAGAAAGGAGAUAAAAAUCAAUGCUCAUCUAUCCUCAGAGGAAAGAAAUGAAUUGAUGGAGCUCUUAUUUGAGUUCCAAGAUGUUUUUGCUUGGUCCUAUAAGGACAUGCCGGGACUUGAUCCUGAUAUCACUGUUCAUGCCAUUCCACUCUAUUCUGAGGCUAAGCCAGUCAAGCAAAAGCUAAGGAGGAUGAAACCAGAGGUUCUGUUGAAAGUCAAAGAAGAAGUACAAAAGCUGCUAGAUGUCAAUUUCAUUGAAGUAGCUAUGUAUUCGGAAUGGGUGGCCAAUAUUGUUCCUGUAAUGAAAAAAGAUGGCCGAGUUAGAGUCUGUGUGGAUUAUAGAGACUUGAACAAAGCAAGCCCCAAAGAUGAUUUCCCAUUGCCUCACAUCCAAAUUCUGUUAGAUAAUGCUGCCAAAAGUACUCGGUUCUCUUUUGUUGAUGGCUACUCUGGGUACAAUCAGAUAAGGAUGAAGAAGGAGGACAAGCUCAAGACUACAUUCAUCACUCAAUGGGGUACCUUUUGCUACAAAGUUAUGCCUUUUGGACUCAAAAAUGCCGGGGCAACAUACCAACGCUCUGUGAUUGCUUUAUUACAUGACUUUGUGCAUACCAUUGUUGAGCUAUAUGUUGAUGACAUGGUGAUUAUGUCCAAAGAAGAGGUGCUACAUACAGAAAAUCUCAAGAAGGUGUUUGAACGCCUCAGAAGAUACAAAAUGAGACUCAAUCCUGCCAAAUGUACUUUUGAUGUGGAUUCGGGAAAGCUACUUGGCUUCAUUGUGAGCCACCGAGGAAUAGAGAUUGAUCCAGCCAAAAUAAAAGCCAUUGAUGAAAUGCCACCACCAAAAACCCAAAAGGAAGUCCGAGGUUUCUUGGGUAGAAUUAAUUACAUUGCCCGUUUCAUUGCCAACCUCACCACCAUUUGUGAGCCUAUCUUCAAACUCCUCAGAAAAGACAACCCUCAUACCUGGAAUGCCCAAUGCCAACAAGCCUUUGACAAAAUCAAAGAAUACCUCAAAAACCCACCAAUCCUUGUGCCACCAACUGAUAAAAGGCCUUUCAUCCUAUAUAUCACUGUCCUUGAAAAAUCCACGGGAGCAGUCCUUGUCCAACAUGAUGACUCAGGCAAGAAAGAAAGGGCCAUCUAUUAUGUGAGUAAGAAGUUCAAUGAUUGUGAAAGUAAAUACUCACCCUUAGAAAAGACUUGCUGUGCCUUAGCCUGGACAUCCAAGAAACUUUGCCACUACAUGUUAACCAACACCACUUACCUACUUCCAAGAAUGGAUCCCAUAAAAUUCAUUUUUGAAAAACCUACCCUUUCUGGAAGAAUCUCUUGGUGGCAUAUGUUGCUUUCCGAAUUUGAUAUUGUUUACACCACACAAAAGGCCAUAAAAGGGCAAGCCAUUGCAGAUCAUCUAGCCAAACAUGCGGCAGAGGAUUAUGAGCCUAUUGAUUGGGAUUUUCCUGAUGAGGACAUUUUGGCAUUGGAGGCAGAAUCUGAUUCAGAUAAUUGGAAGCUCUUCUUUGAUGGAGCUAUUAACCAGCUUGGUUGUGGCCUUGGAGCCGUGUUGGUAUCCCUAAAGGGAGAUCAUUUUCCUAUUGCUAUAAAGCUUGAUUUUUCUUGUACCAACAACAUAGCCGAAUAUGAAGCUUGCAUUGCAGGAAUACAUGCUGCUCUAGAUAUGAAUGUCCGAGAUUUGGAGAUAUAUGGUGAUUCAGCGCUAAUCAUAUGUCAAACAAAUGGCGAGUGGCAAACCAAGGAUCCAAAACUUAUUCCCUAUCACCAAUACCUUGAAACUCUCAUAAGAAAAUUCAGAUUCAUCUCCUUAAAUCAUAUGCCCCGUGCCAAGAAUCAGUUUGCGGAUGCUUUGGCAACUUUAGCCUCCAUGAUCCAAAUCUCCAGUGAUGAUAUAAUUAAACCUUUGAUGAUUGAAAUUAGUCAAGAACCGGCACAUUGCAUGGAAAUCAAGGUUGAUGACAAACCAUGGUUUCAUGAUAUUAAACAGUUCUUGCAAGAUAAGGAAUAUCCUCUGCAUACUUCUGAGGUGAACAAGAAGACAAUCAGAAAAUUGGCAGCUUCAUACUUCUUGAGCGGAAAUACAUUGUAUAAGCGCUCUGCUGAUAUGACCUUGUUGAGAUGUGUUGAUGAAACAGAAGCAAAACAAGUCAUGACUGAGGUCCAUGAAGGGAUAUGUGGAACACAUGCAAAUGGAAGAAUGCUUGCUAGAAAAAUUCUUCGGGCUGGAUAUUAUUGGUUGACUAUGGAACAUGAUUGCAUCAAAUAUGCACGAGCUUGUCACAAAUGUCAAAUCUAUGCUGAUCAUAUUAAUGCUCCGCCUUCAUUACUGCAUAAUAUGUCUGCUCCUUGGCCAUUCUCCAUGUGGGGCAUUGAUGUGAUUGGGGCAAUUAAUCCUAAAGCUUCUAAUGGUCACCAAUUUAUCUUGGUCGCUAUUGAUUAUUUCACCAAAUGGGUAGAAGCGACAUCUUAUGCUAGUGUUACCAAGAAAGUGGUCACUCGCUUCAUCAAAAGAGAGAUCAUCUGCAGAUAUGGACAGCCAGAGGCCAUCAUUACUGACAAUGCAAGCAAUUUGAACAAUGAUAUGAUGACUGCACUAUGCAAGCAAUUCAAGAUCAAGCAUUUGAACUCUUCUCCAGCGUGCAAACAUCACUUUCCUCUGGCCUUGAGCUGCGUUUAUCAUCAUCUGGGCCUCAUUGCCACUCAACUUGCUCGGUCAUUCGACCGUUGUGGCUUUUUAGCCAUUCUGAUAUCAACUUUUUCGCUACCCAACUCGCUCGGUCGUUUGACCGUAGCUACCCAACUUGCUCAGUCGUUUGACUGUUGCAACUCAAAUUUUAAGAUCAAGUCAUUUAAGAUCAAGUCAGUUAAGAUCAAGUCAUUUAAGAUCAAGUCAUUGAAGAUCAAAUCAUUUAAGAUCAACUCACUUAAGAUCAACUUGUUCGGUCAUUCGACCGUUGCGGUUUCACAGCCGUUUUUACUUUACUUGUUCGCCGACUCCGCCCCCCUGCCACUGCACCCGAGCCUGCAACAGCCCACGCCCCCUGCUGCCUGCGCCCUUUUGCUGCUGCAGCCGACUCCGCCUACCUUCUCCUUCCCCAUCAAUCUUUCCUCUCUUCUACAGCCCCUUCUCUCCGCCGCCCCUCUUCUGCAACCAGAUCCUGCAGUUGCAAAGAUAGAUCCUACGCCUAUGUGGCAGUCAACCGAGCAUGAGAUAAACCUGCAGGAUGACAUCACGCUCCAGCUUUCUUGGCUGUCCUGCAAGGCCAGUUUUGGCCUCACUCGAUCAACGGUGGAAGGAAAAAGAAGAAAAAUUGAAGGGUUUGGAUGAGGAGUGAAGGGGGAGUUAGGGUUAUGUUUGAGGGGGUAUAAAUAGGAAGGACCGGUAAAGAGAAGGGAGUCUCUUUUUUUUUUUGGGGUGUGGUUUUGGGUGUUGACGUUUAAGGAGUCUUUUCAUUUUUGUGGUUCUGGUGUUGCCGGCGGAGGAAAGGAAGAGUUUUCUGUUGAAAGGGGGCUCGGUUUUGUAUCUGGAGUUGACGGAGGGCUUGUUUGUUGUGUCUGCUUUGUUUAGGUAAAUCUUUGAACAGAGGAGUUUUCUGGGAACGGUGGUGAAGGGGACGAUGGGAGCCUGGUCCCGUGGGUGGGAUCCCUCCCAUUAGAUCUGGAUCCAUCUUACCCAAAAAGCUCUGCCGUGGGUGUUUUUCUUAUUUUGGUGAAUAUUUCUGCAUUUUUUGUUUAAUGUUCAAGCUUGUACAUGUUCCGUUUGAAAAUCAAUGAAAAUCAAAAAU